Messenger RNA from Candidozyma pseudohaemuli, 1713 nucleotides. RefSeq names its product chaperone ATPase (gene HSP60). Gene Ontology annotation, molecular function: ATP binding; protein-folding chaperone binding; ATP-dependent protein folding chaperone. The transcript has a single exon. NCBI's taxonomy places the organism in Eukaryota, Fungi, Ascomycota, Pichiomycetes, Serinales, Metschnikowiaceae. Gene Ontology annotation, cellular component: mitochondrial inner membrane; mitochondrial matrix. Gene Ontology annotation, biological process: mitochondrial unfolded protein response; protein import into mitochondrial intermembrane space; apoptotic mitochondrial changes. The record is from RefSeq and is a predicted model, not a curated record. The coding region runs from base 1 to 1713 and encodes 570 amino acids.
AUGUUGAGAUCCAGAAUCCCCAGCACUAGAGCGUUUGUGCGUCACCUCUCGCACAAGGAGUUGAAAUUCGGCGUUGAAGGCAGAGCCGCCCUUCUCAAGGGUGUGAACACCUUGGCCGACGCUGUUUCCGUGACUUUGGGUCCAAAGGGUAGAAACGUGCUCAUUGAGCAGCAGUUUGGUUCUCCCAAGAUCACCAAGGAUGGUGUCACCGUGGCCAAGUCCAUCACCCUCAAGGACAAGUUUGAGGACAUGGGCGCCAAGUUGUUGCAGGAGGUUGCCUCCAAGACCAACGAGCUGGCUGGUGAUGGUACCACCUCUGCCACCGUUUUGGGCAGAUCCAUCUUCACCGAGUCCGUGAAGAACGUGGCCGCUGGCUGCAACCCUAUGGACUUGCGUAGAGGUACCCAGGCUGCCGUUGAGGCUGUGGUUGAGUUCUUGCAGCUGAACAAGAAGGAGAUCACCACCUCUGAAGAGAUUGCCCAGGUGGCCACCAUCUCCGCCAACGGUGACGCCCACAUUGGUAACUUGUUGGCUUCUGCCAUGGAGAAGGUCGGAAAAGAGGGCGUUAUCACCGUCAAGGAGGGUAAGACCUUGGAGGACGAGUUGGAGGUGACUGAGGGUAUGAAGUUUGACCGUGGUUACAUCUCCCCAUACUUCAUCACCAACGCCAAGAGCGGUAAGGUUGAGUUUGAGAACCCCUUGAUCCUCUUGUCUGAGAAGAAGCUCUCCUCCAUUCAGGACAUCUUGCCUUCUCUUGAGUUGGCCAACCAGACCAGAAGACCUCUUUUGAUCUUGGCUGAGGACAUUGACGGUGAGGCUCUUGCCGCCUGUAUCUUGAACAAGUUGAGAGGUCAGGUCCAGGUCUGUGCUGUCAAGGCCCCAGGCUUUGGUGACAACAGAAAGAACACUUUGGGUGACAUUGCCAUCCUUUCCGGUGGUACCGUGUUUACCGAGGAGUUGGACCUCAAGCCUGAGAGCGCUACUGUUGAGCAGUUGGGCUCUGCUGGCUCCAUCACCAUCACCAAGGAGGACACUGUCAUCUUGAACGGUGAGGGUCUCAAGGAGAACAUCCAGGCCAGAUGCGAGCAGAUCAGAAACUCUGUUGACGACACUCAGACCUCCGAGUACGAGAGAGAGAAGUUGCAGGAGCGUUUGGCUAAGUUGUCUGGCGGUGUUGCCGUCGUCAAGGUUGGUGGUACCUCUGAGGUUGAGGUUGGUGAGAAGAAGGACAGAUACGACGAUGCUUUGAACGCCACCAGAGCUGCUGUCCAGGAAGGUAUCUUGCCAGGUGGUGGUACUGCCUUGAUCAAGGCUUCCAGAAUCUUGGACGAGGUCAAGGAGAAGGCCGCCAACUUUGACCAGAAGUUGGGUGUUGAGAUCAUCAGAUCUGCCAUCCUCAAGCCUGCCAAGAGAAUCAUUGAGAACGCCGGUGAGGAGGGUUCUGUCAUUGUUGGCAAGAUCUACGACGAGCCUGAGUUCAACAAGGGUUACGACUCUUCCAAGGGCGAGUUCACCGACAUGAUUGCCUCUGGUAUCAUUGAUCCAUUCAAGGUUGUCAAGAACGGUUUGGUUGACGCUUCUGGUGUCGCCUCCCUUUUGGCCACCACCGAGUGUGCCAUCACCGAUGCCCCAGAGCCCAAGGGUCCUCCACCAGCUGGCGGCAUGGGCGGCGGCGGCAUGGGUGGCAUGGGUGGCAUGCCAGGUAUGUUCUAA